Messenger RNA from Abrus precatorius (Indian licorice), 492 nucleotides. RefSeq names its product ethylene-responsive transcription factor 1B-like. NCBI's taxonomy places the organism in Eukaryota, Viridiplantae, Streptophyta, Magnoliopsida, Fabales, Fabaceae. Gene Ontology annotation, biological process: ethylene-activated signaling pathway; regulation of DNA-templated transcription. Gene Ontology annotation, molecular function: DNA-binding transcription factor activity; DNA binding. The transcript has a single exon. The record is from RefSeq and is a predicted model, not a curated record. The coding region runs from base 1 to 492 and encodes 163 amino acids.
AUGGAUUCGUCUUUCAUUUUUUCAAACUCAAACCUUGAAUUUCCCUUCCUUCCUUUCAACGAAAAUGACUCAGAGGAAAUGCUUCUUUACGAGGUUCUGGCAGAGGCUGGUGCAGAGUCUUUGGAAUCAGCAACAGCAGAGUCUCAUGAAUCGAGUUCCCCCGUUUCAUACAGAGGAGUUCGAAGGAGGCCGUGGGGGAAGUUCGCCGCAGAGAUAAGGGACUCAACGAGGAACGGAGAGAGGGUUUGGUUGGGAACCUUCGACACUGCCGAGGCUGCUGCUUUGGCUUACGACCAAGCUGCGUUAGCAAUGCGCGGGUCAAUGGCUGUGUUGAAUUUCCCAGCCGAAAUGGUUCACCAAUCACUUCAGAACAUGAACUAUGAUUAUGAUGCUUUUCAUGGAGGCCUCUCUCCCGUUUUGGAGUUAAAAAAGAGACACUCCAUUCAGAGAAAAUUGCAGAGAAAGAAGGUUAAAAAAUAUGCAAAAUGUUGA